Molecule: messenger RNA, 1095 nt
Organism: Puccinia triticina
Lineage: Eukaryota; Fungi; Basidiomycota; Pucciniomycetes; Pucciniales; Pucciniaceae
Exons: 5
Coding region: 1-1095 (364 amino acids)
Biological process (GO): snRNA import into nucleus
Cellular component (GO): nucleus; cytoplasm
Molecular function (GO): protein binding
Source: RefSeq, a predicted model, not a curated record
AUGACCGACCCGGCUGGACCACGACAAUCAGACAAGAUGGAGGAACGGACACAGCUUCGCCGGACUAAUUUCAAGCUCGGUCUGGUCAUGGAUGAAUCGGGCCAGGAGAAACGGAGACGGGAAGCCCUGGCGGUCCAAAGAGCACGCCGCUCAAAUACGUUUGACUCUAUCAGAGGAAUCGAAGACCUUGCGGAUUGUUUUCUGGGCGAGGAUGAUGAUGGAGAUCUUGAUUCGGAAGGAAGAUACGACGAUGCAGACGAGGAAGAAGAUGUCCAGAAUCCCCCGAAAGUCGGCCAACACCAUCAAGCCAAUGAAGACCAAUCAAUUUCGACUUGCAAACCAAACAAGUAUCGUAGGUUUCGCGACCGAUGCAUGAGGGCUGAAUUUCUAGACCUCUCGUCGGGUCUGCCUGCUUGGUUCGAGGAGGACUGGAUCUUGGUCGGCCCGGUACCUAAAGGCAAACGAUGUCUAGCGUUAACUCUGAACGAUCAAACCCGAUCCUCAUACGGCGGAAACAUGUCUACCCUCUUGCUGAGUCGACAAAACGCUCACCAAAUCGGCCAUUUUAACACUAACUUGCCACCGGGCUGCAUUGUUGAUUGUAUCUAUGAUCUUCCUAAUUGCAUUCUAUGGGUCCUGGAUAUCCUCAAAUGGAAGGAUCAAGCAAUGAUUGAUUGCGAAGCUAGUUUCAGAUUUUGGUGGCGUGAUGCUAAGUUAUCUGAACUCGUUCCACAAUCUUGGCCGACUUCGGCGACCCUGCUAUGCACAUCAAUACCUGCGUUGAGCGAUUUUUCCAAGACCCAGGUAGCCGAAAUAGCGGCGAAGAUGAGCACAUGUUCUACAGCUACGCGUGAGAUGACAGUGCGACCAAAUGAUGGUACCCAUUCGAAAUCUUUGCACUCCAUCAACUAUGAACACGAUGGUCUGCUCUUCUACCUCAAAUCUGCCACCUAUGAGUCUGGCGAAAGUGUGUUGGCUGGCUGGGUCCCACUGCAUGUACCUGAAGAAAAUUCAGAUGUACAUGGGAUCUCUAAACUCAAAUGGCUUUGUGAAAAUGGCCGAGAUGAAAUAGAAGAAUGCCAAAUGCAGAGUUGA